CGCAUUCCGAUCCACCGCCUAAGCGCACCGUUCUCAGACGAGCGAGGUGGACACGACGACCGGCACGAUGGACGAUAUCCGGCGCCGAAUGGCCGGUGACGUCGACGCUCACCCCGAGGAAUACGCGACGGGCAGCACGGGGGCACCAGAAUACGAAACGUUACAAAACGCGUCCAUCACCAAGAACAGCUGGAAGAACUAAAGGCCGGGUACGCCUUCCCAGAAAGCGCGAUGCUGCUGGGACUCCUGGAAUUAUUACGCGGAGACGCGCUACAGUGGUACCGAAACAACAAACAUCGGGGAAAAUUGAGGGCGAUUUGACCGCGCCUUUCGGGUACAACUUUUACCGCGACGUCAUCAGGCCGCAUUAAGACGAGAAAUAUCCGACCGCCGACAACGACCGGGUGAGAGUUUCAAAAAAUGUAUCGGCGACAUACUGACGUUGAUGCGCCGAGCCAGUGGAUUCUCCUCGAAAGAAACAUACGAAAGGAUAUACGAAAACAUGCGGACAGAGAUGAAACGAUACGUCCGGUAUAACGCAGCCGAAGGCAUCGACGAAUUACAAAUGCGAAUAACCGAACAAGAAGAAAUCGAGAAACUGUGCCGACAGGAAAAAAAGGCCGAACGCACAAAAAACGCAAAGCCAAACGUCGCCACCACAUAUAGCAAAGAGGAAUGCUGCUGGAGAUGCAAGCAACGGGGACACACACGCCGAACGUGCAAACGACCUCCACGAAAAUUCUGCUCGCAAUGCGGACGAGACGACGUUCUCAUAAAAGAGUGCCACCCCGCGCCGGGAAACGCUAAGCGGGCCGGCGGUCAAAUCCAGUGCCCCGAGCUCCGCAUAAAGUAUGAUCCGAGACCGCACACAAGAAUAAAAAUAGGCAGCACUCGCUUCCGGAAGCUCAUAGAUACUGGGGCGGAAAUAUCAUUUAUUAACGAGAAAACUGCGCAACAGCUACAACGAUAUGGGCACAAGAUACAAGCACAUGACGGAGAAAUACAAAUAGCAAAUGGGGAGUCUGUCCCAAUACCAGGAACCAUCACCGUGCCCGUACGCAUUGAGAGAAAAAUCCUCCAACACAAGUUCGCGAUACUACUGACAUUAGAAAGCCCGGUACUUAUGGAAGUGGACCUAUGGGCACGAAAAACGAUCCGGUUAAAACCAUCCCGAACGAACCAACGGAGAGGCAACACACCACUAUGCACGGUGUAACGUUCUGCUAAUUUUAAAAACUAUAUUUUAGCUAGUAAUUAAGUACCGCUUUUAUCCCUGCAAAAUACCUAUAGAAUAAUUAUGUAAUCCAUUUGCUUUUAUUUUAAUUGUUAACCAAUUUCAUUAAUCGCUUAUAAUUCUAGUUCCAUAUAGUUAUUUAGCCUAAAACCGAAUAUAUUUUAAUCCUGUUAGUAAUAAUAAUCGAUGGCGCAAGGAAUUGAGAAUUCCUUAGAUCGACGAAUCAGGAAGUAUUAUUUAGAACUAGCUAGCUGUACAGCAGUGACUUUCUAGAACUAACCUGCUGAUUACUUUAAGAACGAACUUGCGAGCGACUUUCACACUCGAUAAUAUCGAUACUAAUAUCUAACUUUUAAGAUUUUAAUAUUUAAUCGUACAGACAAAUAUAUAUAUAAUAA
This is a messenger RNA of Cataglyphis hispanica, 1632 nucleotides long. RefSeq lists its product as uncharacterized. Gene Ontology annotation, molecular function: nucleic acid binding; zinc ion binding. NCBI's taxonomy places the organism in Eukaryota, Metazoa, Arthropoda, Insecta, Hymenoptera, Formicidae. Bases 446 to 1216 code for a protein of 256 amino acids. The transcript is spliced from 3 exons. The record is from RefSeq and is a predicted model, not a curated record.